CCGCCCCCUCCCUUUCCCUUUACCCCCUCCCCUCUCCUCCUUCUCGUCCUCCUCCUCCUCCUUCUUCUCCUCCUCCUCCUCCUCCUCUCAGGCUGUGGUUUUUCUGUAUAUGUUUCUGGAGUCCUGAGCCUGAGCUAAACAAAAGCAGGAGGCUGACGGGGUUGCUGGAGUUUGCAGAGACACGGAGGAGGAGAGAGCCUGUGCUUUGCCUGCCGCCGCGGCUGGGGGAGAUCUGGCUUUUGCAACAGCCCACCCCCUUUGAGAUCACUCUGGCCCGGAGUGGGGGUGGGGGGCAGCGGGGGGUGGGGGGGGAAAGUUUGCAUUGCAAUCCCCCUGCCUUCCUCUCCUUUCUCCCGAUCAAUGCAUAUUUGCAAAAGGAUUAAGCCACAGAUUUAAGCGCCGGGAGCCCAUUUCUGCCUUGCAAAGGAGACCGGACUGAAAAACCCAAAGCCAGCUCUGAUUUCUUUUCGCCAAGUGGGAAGGAUUUGAAGACAAGCUUGAAGGAUAAAAAGCCUUGGUGCUUCCCAGGAGCCGAGCCGAGGAGCAGAAGAGGAAGAGCCGGGGGCUGCCGUAGCCUUUGGAGAUGGACGAGCAGCCCAGGCUGAUGCAUUCCCAUGCUGGGGUCGGGAUGGCCGGACACCCCGGCCUGUCCCAGCACUUGCAGGAUGGGGCCGGAGGGACCGAGGGGGAGGGCGGGAGGAAGCAGGACAUUGGAGACAUUUUACAGCAAAUUAUGACCAUCACAGACCAGAGUUUGGAUGAGGCGCAGGCCAGAAAACAUGCUUUAAACUGCCACAGAAUGAAGCCUGCCUUGUUUAAUGUGUUGUGUGAAAUCAAAGAAAAAACAGUUUUGAGUAUCCGAGGAGCCCAGGAGGAGGAGCCCACAGACCCCCAGCUGAUGCGGCUGGACAACAUGCUGUUAGCGGAAGGCGUGGCGGGGCCUGAGAAGGGAGGAGGGUCGGCGGCGGCGGCGGCAGCGGCGGCGGCUUCUGGAGGGGCAGGUUCAGACAACUCAGUGGAACAUUCAGAUUACAGAGCCAAACUCUCACAGAUCAGACAAAUCUACCAUACGGAGCUGGAGAAAUACGAGCAGGCCUGCAACGAGUUCACCACCCACGUGAUGAAUCUCCUGCGAGAGCAAAGCCGGACCAGGCCCAUCUCCCCAAAGGAGAUUGAGCGGAUGGUCAGCAUCAUCCACCGCAAGUUCAGCUCCAUCCAGAUGCAGCUCAAGCAGAGCACGUGCGAGGCCGUGAUGAUCCUGCGUUCCCGAUUUCUAGAUGCGCGGCGGAAGAGACGGAAUUUCAACAAGCAAGCGACAGAAAUCCUGAAUGAAUAUUUCUAUUCCCAUCUCAGCAACCCUUACCCCAGUGAGGAAGCCAAAGAGGAGUUAGCCAAGAAGUGUGGCAUCACAGUCUCCCAGGUAUCAAACUGGUUUGGAAAUAAGCGAAUCCGGUACAAGAAGAACAUAGGUAAAUUUCAAGAGGAAGCCAAUAUUUAUGCUGCCAAAACAGCUGUCACUGCUACCAAUGUGUCAGCCCAUGGAAGCCAAGCUAACUCACCCUCAACUCCCAACUCAGCUGGUUCUUCCAGUUCUUUUAACAUGUCAAACUCUGGAGAUUUGUUCAUGAGCGUGCAGUCACUCAAUGGGGAUUCUUACCAAGGGGCCCAGGUUGGAGCCAACGUGCAAUCACAGGUGGAUACCCUUCGCCAUGUUAUCAGCCAGACAGGAGGAUACAGUGAUGGACUCGCAGCCAGUCAGAUGUACAGUCCGCAGGGCAUCAGUGCUAAUGGAGGUUGGCAGGAUGCUACUACCCCUUCAUCAGUGACCUCCCCUACAGAAGGCCCUGGCAGUGUUCACUCUGAUACCUCCAACUGAUCUCCCAGCAAUCGCAUCCCGGCUGACCCUGUGCCCCAGUUGGGGCAGGGGCAGGAGGGAGGGUUUCUCUCCCAACGCUGAAGCGGUCAGACUGGAGGUCGAAGCAAUCAGCAAACACAAUUAAGAGUCUCCUUCUCUUCUCUUCUUUGGGAUGCUAUUUCAGCCAAUCUGGACACUUCUUUAUACUCUCUUCCCUUUUUUUUUUUUCUGGGUAGAAGCCACCCUUCCCUGCCUCCAGCUGUCAGCCUGGUUUUCGUCAUCUUCCCUACCCCUGUGCCUCUGUCCUAGACUCCCGGGGUCCCCGUCCUCUCUCAUAUCACUGAGGGAUAUUUUCAACAAUUAGAUGAAUUUAAAGAGGAAAAAAAUUAACAAAGAAAAUAAUAAAAGUGUUUGUACGUUUUCAUGCUGGUGGUUUGAGGAGCCAAAUUUACCUCACUCGGAUCCCUGACUCCCUAUGUUAACAGGCAAUCCUUCUCUGUUUCUCUUAUUACUCUCACUACCUCUUAGCAGGAAUACGCCACAUUGCCCUCCUCAUUCCAGGCCUCCCUGCUUGCUCUUGCUUUUCCUCCCUGGGGACAGUACUGAUUGGAACACUUUCCUCCUCUUCCUUCCCAGUCCCAGCUAUUCACUGGGGACUGUCAUAGCUGGGAUUCUAAAGGUGCCACGUUUUUCAUUUUCAUCUCCGCUAAGUUGGUUCCCAGGCAGGAAGUCAGGCAGCAGGGAAGGACACGGGAACAGCAGGUGGAGAAUUCCUACAGUCUUUCUUAUCCUGCUAUCAACAGCUCUCAGUUUCAGAGGCACAGUCUUUGGAGACCAUUUAACACUCAGAAAGCAAUAUUUAGAACCUACUGCAAAACUGGGCCUGAGUUAGGCAUGGUGAUGAAUGCAUCAGUAAGGAGUAGAAAGUUCUUAUCUUGAAACCCUUCAACCUCAACUAUGCCUUCAUAGACACAUACAUUCAUGCACAUGUAGGCACAUGCACCAUCUCACAUCUUCACUUUCCCAAGAUGCCAUAUACGGUUACCUACAUUAAUAACCGUAGCACUAUACUUUAUGAGCCCGAGAGAGGGAAUUAGUGACUCUAAGUGAAGGUCACUGACAGAGAGAAGCAGUAUGUGUCUGUGGCUUCCAGGACCUGCAGGCCCACUAGCGUGCACUUACCAGAAUGGCAUACACAGGACCUGAUCUUGAGGAAGACCAGGUUUCCAGUGUAAACUACUCUUGUUCCCACCCUCUGGAGCACUCAGGGAGCCACAUACAGUACUUACAGUGUCUGUAAUGGACUUGGUUCUGUUUCGUUUUUUGUUUUAUAUUAGGUACACUGUAUUAAUUUUCCAAAAUGUUAUAGCACACUAUGUUCUUGGUCCUGACCUAUUGCUCUGGAGGAAAGAGUUGUAUAAGGACGUGGCUCAUGGGAACUUUUGCUAGCUUCAUUUGAGGACCUGAGAAUCAUGGGGAAAGGGAAGAUCAUGUUUUCAUUGAAAUCAUCACAGUGAGUUUUAUUCCCUGGGAACACAGCAUGUACUAAAAAUACAUGAGAAAAUAGCAUGUACAUGAAAGCUAUUCUCAAAAGUACCCUGAGCUCACCAUCUUCAUAGCCAACCCUACCAGCUAUAAAGAUAUAAAGAUGGCACCUGUAUCACUUGAUUAAGUGGGAGGUGGUCAAAUCUUUUGGUGCCUCAUUUUCUUCAUCGGUGAGAUGGGAACUGUUAUGCCUGGCUUACUAAGAGGCUUGUGAGAGACUGAAGAAGUUGAUUUUAUUCAUAUUCAAUCUGUAAAUGCGAAGUCAGGGGAAGUAAUGUCCCUGAAAUAAAUGGGUUCAUGCCAUCUAGGGACAAUAAAUGGUUUUCUUGUUGUAACUUAUGGUUAAUAUCAGUACCUUGAUGUCAUCGCCAUGAUGACAAAGAGAAGAGUUUUUGUUGAUCUUCUUGAUUUUGGUCUGUCUGGUUUCUUAGGAUAAAGAAAAACUUUCAAACUAGAAAAAUAGGCCCUGGUUCACUUCGUUUGCACUUGAACCAAAUAUGUUGCCUCGUACAUACUUGGUCCCUGUCACAUUGACUGCUUGGGAGGCUUCCAGGGAGAAGUAUGAGACCCUGAGGGGUGAGAAUGGGCAGCUAACAAGGACAUGGAAAUUCUGCAUGGCACUACAGUCAUGAAUAGAAAACACUCUCUGUGUGCUCAGGGGAGCAGGGGCUGCCUCUGAAGAAACUUGAGGGAAUACGUAUUUGAAGGAAAUGCAAAAGCUAAAUAUUUAGCAAAAUGAGAUUAUGCCUUGAUGACUAAAAGGCGCUAGAAAGGAUGUGUCUACUAACUUCUGCCCUAAUUAGAACAGACGCCUAGAAGGAGCAUUUUUGUGACAACUUCAUAGUGAUUAGAAUCAGUGGACAACUCCAUCUUAGUGGCAGGAAUAUAAUGAAAGUACCCACACAAGAACAUGGUUGAAUCACAUUUGCUUGACUUAGGGCAAAGUACGAAAGAGAGACGAAAGGGUUCUCUUGGAAACAAGAAGAGUGACUCCAGAUGUGGCUUGAAAUGAUUACCGUGUUAAGUUAAUGCAAAAUGUCAGAGCAGUGCUACGUUUGCACAGGCAGUUUCUCUCCGGGCAGUAGUUUGCACUGAUGAUCACCUUUCAGAGCAUUUUCCCCAAACAGCACUUCACUUAGUCUUCUCUACACCCAGCACCUCCCCCCUAGCACCCCCUGCAAGCCCACUAUCACUUCCGACAUCCAUCGUGGCAUCCGUGAGAUCUGUCUACAUUAGGCGAAGCAGGAGAGCACUGAGAGCAGCAGGAUGGGUUUGGAAAGAGCAUGCCUCUGGAAACACAGCUUCCUGGGAAUUUACAUUAGGCCAGUCCUACAGAUACCAAGAUGCACCCCAGGAUUUCUUCAUUUUCUAUUAGAUGUGGGAGUGCUCCAUUUUCCCCGACAGCGAAUUUCCCCUGAGAAAUGAUACUAGACCCUGGGUUUGCCCACCUUGUAACUCUUCAUUAUCUCCUCCUUUUCAUCCCUAAUUCCUCCUCCCCCUGGCGUGGAAUUGACGCCCGUGCAGUACAUUUGCCGAGUGGCACCUUCUUUCAAUUUAUGUUUUAUUUUGCUAUGGUGGUGGUUCUUUAUUUGCUGGUUGCCUUUUCUCACACAUCUUUCUCUCUCUCUCUCCUUCCUUCUGCUUUUUGUUUUUCUGCCCAGAAAAACCUGACUUCGAUACCAAAAAAGAUGAAACUACAGAAACUCAAAUUUAAAAAAAACUUUAAAAAAAACAAAAAAAUACUCAACGAUUCUUUCAGCUUUAUUAACAUUUUCCAUUGUUUCUUGCGACUUGUGUCUCGUUCUUUGUAGUAUUGAUGAUGAACAUUUGAUAAUGAAUGUUCUUGUAUAUUCAGAUAAAGAAAAAAAAA
Molecule: messenger RNA, 5270 nt
Organism: Piliocolobus tephrosceles (Ugandan red Colobus)
Lineage: Eukaryota; Metazoa; Chordata; Mammalia; Primates; Cercopithecidae
Gene: PBX1
Product: PBX homeobox 1
Exons: 10
Coding region: 584-1876 (430 amino acids)
Biological process (GO): regulation of DNA-templated transcription
Cellular component (GO): nucleus
Molecular function (GO): DNA binding; DNA-binding transcription factor activity, RNA polymerase II-specific
Source: RefSeq, a predicted model, not a curated record